This is a messenger RNA of Babesia bovis T2Bo, 3467 nucleotides long. Its product is annotated as variant erythrocyte surface antigen-1 beta subunit. The record is from RefSeq and is a predicted model, not a curated record. NCBI's taxonomy places the organism in Eukaryota, Apicomplexa, Aconoidasida, Piroplasmida, Babesiidae. Bases 51 to 3437 code for a protein of 1128 amino acids. The transcript is spliced from 11 exons.
GACUACCACUGACUCUCACCGGACACUCUCUCACCAAGAGGUGGUAAACAAUGGCGGCAGCAGCGGCUUCUCCCUGGCCUUAUGACAGCCUCACCCAGGCUCCCACCAACCUGAAGGAGGCCAUUGACUGGGUCCUGAGGGUUACUGGUAGGGAUGGUAAACAAAAUGUGGCAAAGAAGCCGCCAAGCACAGAUAAUCCUCCCCACUGCCUGUGCUACUUGGCCAAGGCAACGAAGGACCUACUGUAUGAUGCCAGGUCCCCGGGGUCCCCUGGUCCCAGCCCUAAGAGGUACUGGGACGGCAUACUCCUACAAGAGGAAAGUGCCAUAGUCAAGCCAGUGCUCACUGAUCUGGGACUGGUCUAUAGUGACAGCACUGGUGCUGCCAGUAGUACUUGUGCUGGUGGUACCGAGGUCAUAAAGGCACUGAUAGACCAGUUGGCACUGGGACUACAGAAGUGGGUUGGGUGGCAGGAAAAAGGAGAUGAGUGUUGUCUUAAGGGGGAGAAUGGGAUAGGAAAGAAGUGUGAUUGUCCUAAUGGUGGUGGUGGUACCUGUUGUACCGGUAGUGGUACUAGUAGUACUCCUUGUCAUCAGUGUAGCCAGUGUGGUACCACUAGUGCUUCUAAAAAAUGCUACCUCUCGGCCUAUUGCAAAACAAAGAGUUCUUCCAGUAGUGGCACUACAGAACACUUCCUUUGGACCUCCAUAUCCAGUGACUCCACUAAGGUCCACCUCCUGGCCCGUAUUUUCCUAGGGUCAGUAUGUCUCAUCUGGAGUGGACUCAGUCAGUUGGGGUUCCUAACGGGAAAGGGGAGUAGUAGAUGGGAGAACAGUAGUUUGCACUCAUUAGAGGCUGGUGACAAUAAGGGUCUCGGCUCAUUCAUGGCGGCCAUGGGCUACGACCUGGAGAGGUUGAAUGGGAGUGGUACUGUACCAGGUAAUAAGAAUGGAGAGUUUGUGCACGACUUGUUGACGGAUAAGAGUAAGGGAGUACCGUGGAAAGAAUUCCAGGGAGACAGUACUUCUAAGGAGAGUGUAGCUGAGUACUACAGCAGUAUUUAUAGUGGAGCACUGGGUGCUGCCAAAGGCAGUACUGAAGACAUCUGUACUAAGUACCCCCUAUUGGUACUCCACAUCCUUGCCAGUGGGUACUUCAGGGCAGGUAGUGCCGGGGCUAAGGGUAUCACCCCGAAGGCAGGAAGUAGUACUGCCAAGGAUACUACUAACAAGGACACUCCUUCUCCUAGGAAACCACGCACUAUCCGGGAAAUCCUAUACUGGCUAAGUGCAUUGCCCUAUAGUCAGGGGUACAAGGACUUGGUAGAUAGGAUGGGAGGAAAAUUCCCUGAGGAUGAGCAAAAGAAGGGUGAAUUAAAGCUCCACGGUGAAUCUAAUGCCAGUACCACUCUCAAGAGGGACUGUAUUACCCACUACCUACUGGCCGCCUGUGGCUACUGCCCAUUGGUACUCAUCGGUAUCCAGGGGACCAUAGAAAAAGAGGUAGACAAGGCGCAGCCGCAGCCGGCACAAGCACCAGGUAGUGCUCCAGCUGCUGCGGAGAAGAACAGGUGUCCCGAACACAGUAAAGACCCUAAAUCUAAGAGGUGUACCCUUGAGGAGAUAAAGAAAAAGAAAGAAGAAGCAGCCAAGGCAAAAGCUGCCCAGGUACAGCUGCAGCAGCAACAACAGCAACAGCAACAGGCGGUUGCCAAUGAACUCACGGAAGGCCAAGUCUGCUACGGCGGGUACCACCUGGAUGUCUCCCAGUUUGGCCCCCUCCAUGGGAUGUACGCCAAUGGGCUCUUUGGCUUCCAGAUGGACCUUUCGGCCGCCCAGUGCCUGGACCAACUGAGGGUAUAUGUCUACCACUGCUUCUACCAGCUCUAUUUCCUGAGGAAGCAAUGCACGGUGGGAGUGGCAGGAGACAAGAAGGCUGUGCUGGGCUGGCAGAGUUGUAGGUAUGGUAAUGGAGUCUAUUGGGGGAGUGGAGCAAGUAAUUCAUAUUCUUGGUUAUGUAAAGCGGAAGGUGCUAGUGGCGAUGACCAUACCAAGAAGUGUGGAUUACAGAGUGGUGCUGGUGGUCAAAAGCAUUCUCCUCUUAUGUGCUUCUUAUGUGAUGGACUUGGUAAUAUUGCUUGUCCACGGACAGUAGGAAGGGGCAACAUAGAUGAAUAUCCAUCUAUCGAGGAUCACAUGAAUACCAAGUAUGAUUUCCCUCCGGGUCAUUUGAAAAUGCCACAAGGACACUGUCCCGUCCCAAUGGGAUGGAGCACUGAUGGGAGGAACACUACCGGUGAGACUCACUUCAAAGAUUUAACCCAGGGUACCCAUAAGACAGAGAAUCUGUCACCACCGGCACAAGGCACUAACAACAAGUAUCCUGCCCACUGCACUGGCAGGACACUGUCACUACUCCUGGAGUACUACUGUGACCCAGAGAAGUGCCAUGGCACCCUAGUGGUACUACUGAGACUACUGGCAUGUAUCACUCCCACGGUGCCACGGACUCUGGGUGACCUCUUUGGGUUCUAUUACUAUAUAGUCUACAUUGGGGGAAACAGUAGUGGUGGUGGUGGACAACAGGGAGUGUAUAUGAAGCUAGAAAAGGAACUAAGGGACGUUAGGUUGAGCAUGCUGGGUGGUGGUCCUGAUGGAGUGGUCAAAGCACUCGAGAAGUGGAAAAAUGGUGGAGAUUGCAGUACCACGAACGACACCCUUAAGUGUCUAGUAGACUGCACUACUGGUACUGGCGCCAAAUACCUCUCUCCUCUGAGUGGCCAGCAGUAUGGCCAGUUGAGUCCCUUGAUGGCUGGGACCUACCUGUCAUGGUUGGUCUAUUUGAUAGAGGGGUUCAGGACAGGACUAGAGGGGUUGAAGGAUGAUUAUAUGAAGGUGGAUUGUAAGGGUGAUGGAUGUACGGGUAAGGCAGGAGCUGUUGGAUGUGGAGAGUCGUGUAAAGCAGGAAGUCACGGUAUGCCAUGCAGUGGUGGUGGUAGUAACGGAGUCUGUCAGUGUACCUCUGUCGUAUCAUGUACCGGGGUACUGCCGGUGUUGUACAAGUAUGGCUUUGGGUAUGGUAAUGUAACGGAGUUGCACAGCACCAAGGGUACACAUAAGAAGUGUCACAACUUCCUGGGAACACUAGAGAGUGUCCUCAAGGGUGAACACCUCAAGAAAGACUCUAAUACAGGACUCCACCAUGAAAUCAACCAGCUCAUCUACACCACCAGGCUCCCCUGGAUCUUUGUCCUCACGCUAGCCUGGCUAGUAGCGGUACUCUACCUUGCCUUUGGUGCCAUAUGGCCACUGGACUGGACACAUAUGAGGUCACAUUGUAGGGGAUGGUUCAGGAAGGGUAGUCUGAGUCCAUGGGAGAUCUUGAUGGUGGGAAAGAAGAAGGGAAGGGGGAUACUGGAGUUUUUUGGUAAGACAUAGUGGCAAAGUAGUGGCGCCUUCGGCGCGAUA